Molecule: messenger RNA, 3288 nt
Organism: Xylona heveae TC161
Lineage: Eukaryota; Fungi; Ascomycota; Xylonomycetes; Xylonales; Xylonaceae
Product: DNA ligase 4
Exons: 8
Coding region: 1-2964 (987 amino acids)
Biological process (GO): nucleotide-excision repair, DNA gap filling; DNA recombination; DNA biosynthetic process
Cellular component (GO): DNA ligase IV complex
Molecular function (GO): DNA ligase (ATP) activity; ATP binding; DNA binding
Source: RefSeq, a predicted model, not a curated record
AUGGAUGGGAGCCAGGGCAAUGAUGGCGUUGAUAAGGAAGAGUUGGACGAAAAAUAUCCGCAUAGGCCUCACAAUCAUUCAAACACAUUACCGUUUCAUGACCUCUUCCUGACCUUGUUCAAUCCUCUCAAUGACAAUAAAAAGAAACCUACUGGUCCGAUCAUGGCCAGAAGGAAACAAGGCCCUCAUGGAUCAGCCAACCGAUCCCCUCAUGAGAUCCGCCGCAACAUAAUUGAGAGGUUCAUCUCACGUUGGCGAAAAGAAGUUGGCAAUGAUAUAUAUCCUGCGUUUCGACUGAUUGUUCCGGAAAAGGACAGAGAUCGCCCCAUGUAUGGUCUCAAGGAGAAAGCGAUUGGCAAGUUACUUGUAAAAACGAUGAAGAUUGACAAGAAUUCUGAAGAUGGAUUUAACCUUCUUAACUGGAAACUUCCUAGCCAGAGCACCGCAAGCCGAAUGGCCGGUGAUUUUGCAGGCAGAUGCUUUGAAAUAAUCUCCAAGCGGCCCAUGCGAACCAGUGUAGGAGAACUGACUGUUGGAGAGGUCAACGAAAUGCUGGAUAAGCUCGCUGCAGCACAACGGGAGGAGCAUCAGCUCCCAAUCUUUGAGACCUUUUACGAGCAAAUGAAUCCCGAAGAGCUGCUGUGGCUCAUCCGAAUAAUUCUUCGGCAAAUGAAAGUCGGGGCUACGGAAAAGACCUUCUUUGAUGUUUGGCAUCCAGACGCUGAGGCGCUAUUUAACGUUUCCUCCAGUCUCCGCCGCGUGUGCUGGGAGCUUUAUGAUCCGUCUGUACGACUCGAAAGCGACGAUACUGGCAUCACCUUGAUGCAGUGUUUCCAGCCACAGUUAGCUCAAUUUCAGAUGCAUUCUUUCGAGCGGAUGGUGGAGAAGAUGCGGCCCGCUGAAGAAGACGACACAUUUUGGGUUGAAGAAAAGAUGGAUGGCGAGCGGAUGCAGUUGCAUAUGAUGGAAGACAGCAGCAUCCUGGGUGGCAAGCGCUUUGGAUUUUGGUCCCGCAAAGCCAAAGAUUAUACCUAUCUAUACGGCAACGGCUUUCAGGAUGAAAAUGGCGCCUUAACCAGGCACAUAAAGGAUGCAUUCAACCCUGCGGUUCAUAAUAUUAUUCUUGACGGGGAAAUGAUUACCUGGGAUCCUGAACAAGAUGCAAUGGUACCUUUUGGCACGCUGAAAACUGCUGCCAUAUCUGAACAGCGGAACCCGUUUUCUACUGGACAGCGACCCCUCUUCCGGGUAUUCGAUUGCCUAUACCUGAAUGGGGAACCAAUUACAAGCUACACUCUGCGAGAUCGACGAAGAGCGUUGGAAGCCAGUGUUCAUUCUGUACCGAGGCGACUAGAAAUCCUUGAAUUUACUGAAGCUCAUGAUUUCGCCGAGAUUGAGCCAUUGCUGCGCAAGGUCGUUGCUGAAGCCUCAGAAGGACUGAUUUUGAAGAAUCCGCGUUCAAUGUACCGGCUAAAUGAACGGAAUGACGACUGGCUGAAGGUCAAACCAGAAUAUAUGACAGAGUUCGGCGAAUCAUUAGAUUGUAUCGUUAUUGGCGGUUACUAUGGUUCGGGGAAAAGGGGCGGCAGGUUGUCCAGCUUUCUUUGCGGUCUGAAAGUUGAUCAACGACAAAUUGACAAGGGAGCUAACCCAAUGAAAUGUUAUUCCUUCUUCAAAGUAGGCGGUGGCUUCACUGCAAUGGACUACGCCAAUGUUAGACACCAUACGGAUGGGAAGUGGAAAGACUGGGAUUCUAAACGCCCGCCUACUGAAUUCAUUGAACUUGCCGGCGGACACCUCCAGCAUGAACGCCCUGACGUCUGGAUUCGGCCGGAUGACUCGGUAGUGGUGUCAGUAAAGGCAGCAUCUGUAACACCAACGGAUUCUUUUCGCAUGGGAUUGACGCUUCGAUUUCCAAGAUUCAAGAAGCUGCGAACAGACCGAGACUGGACAACUGCAUUGUCAAUUCAAGGUUUCCUUGAUCUCAAAGCCAACGUUGAGAAGGAGCAAAAAGAAAAGGAGUUCACGGUCGACGAUGGCCGAAAGAGAGCGAGAACCACAAGAAAGAAGGAGUUGAGAGUAGCUGGAGGCGACCAGAUAUUCACAACUCCCUAUGCCGGGCCAGAGACCCGAUUAUUUGAAGGUCUGAAAUUUUUCAUUAUCACGGACGCGGCAAAACCGGAGAAGAAGAGCAAAGCUGAGCUGGAGCAGCUUGUAAAAACCAAUGGUGGGCAGAUUUUCCAAACACAUACCGCCUUCAAAGAUACAAUUUGUAUUGCGGAAAGAAGAACUGUAAAAGUGGCUUCCCUUCAGAAAGCUGGAGAUCAAGAUAUUAUCCGCCCUUCAUGGAUUUUCGAUUGUAUCAAGCAAAACCAAGCGGACGGAGAAAGGCCGAGAUUUGUGCUACCAGUUGAACCAAGCCACAUUUUCUCUGCGACAGAAGCUUUUCAAGAACAUGCGGCGUCAAAUGUCGAUGAAUACGGCGAUAGCUAUGCUCGCGAUGUGUCUGUCGAGGAACUAAGAGAAAUAUUUGGAAAAAUGCCCGCAAUAUCACCCUCGCCUUCGGAUGUAUCCAAACUAAAAGAGCAACUACGACAACAGAGCACUGAACUUCGCGAAAGCCGUGGCUGGAUGUUUACCGAUCUAGUCAUCUAUUUGGACAAGUCCGGUCUCUCCCAGACAGAUCAUAGCUAUUCACAAGAAAAAGAGCUUUCGCUUGCAUCUGAUCGAAAGCUUCAGUUGGCAUCUAAUUACAUUAGAUUUGGCGAUGGCAAGAUUACCGAUGACCUACAAGAUAUUCCUCUGACACAUGUCAUUGUUGGUGAUGACAGGAGCAGGCUCAAGCAGAUAAGACAGGAAAUUAAAGAUAAGAGCGCCCUUCCACGGAUUGUCACAGUCGAUUGGGUCGAGACAAGCUGGCAGGAAGAGACAUUACUUGACGAAGAACGAUUUGCUCCGGUCUGAGUCGGGUGAGAUUGGAAAUAUACUCAAUUUCACGAUCCCUUGGACGUAACCGCUCUCCUUGGGCUUGUCAUCGGGGACUGAAGCGUUCGAUCUUGUCUUCUAGGGCAAAUUUGAAUUACGACUCGGCAGCCCCACAUGUAAUUCAGCUCGAGUGGCUAUCUUCGUGAGGCAGUCUUGCCCGCGCGAUGUCGUCUCUGCUUCGACAACGCCGCGAACCAUCCUUCAACGCUACUGCCAAAACCGGCUCGUCUCAGGCCUGGGAGAACAAACUCCAUCGGAAAUAUGCAAGUAUUACAAUGAGUCCAUGCGGCAAUCACUCGACAA